GCUCAAAUUUCGUGUGACAACGGCCAGACGAAGACGAUCUCUCUGGUAAAAUUAAAAAGCAUCCUGGUCCUUGAAAAAAAUGCGCACUAUGAUCGUGCACAUCAUGUCGGUGGAGUAGAAGUUGUGUAGCCGCAAGGUUAAGAUCAAAAAAUAACUUUUGUCGGUGAUGAAGAUCAUUAGAAAUAAGCUCUUAACGCAGAAACACAAAUCGGAUCAGCAUUUUCCGGUAGUGCUUGGACGAAAUGGAAAUAGCAAGGGUAGCGCAUUUUUACCACGCGGACGUCCAUCCAUCUUGUCACCUGAUACAACUACAGUUCCCAUUUACAACAACAUCAAUUGCCAAGGUAUUUUUACAUUUUGACAAGAAAACAAACGCAUAGCUGCUAAUUUUCCAUAACGAGUCUUCAACCUGAUUCUAUUCUUCUAAGUUUUCUUUUACUUUUUAGCGAGAGCACUAUCACGACCCUACAAAAUCUUCCCAAAAUAUUAAUCGAGUUGUAUUUUCUCUCUGCUCCGAUUUUUAAGAGCGUACUUUUGCCUGUGAACGACCUCUUCGCGGAUCAUAUUCUAUCUUGACGACUUUUUUUUCUCAAAGCCAGACCAAAUCAACAGUACAAAAAAUGUCUCCUGCCACUACCUCCACGACUGCUCUUGCGACUUCCUCUCUUUCCAACAUGAGGACGCAGGGCAAAAAUAGCCGAAGAGCCCCAGGUGCAGGGACGAGCAAGAACUUGCUCACCGCACCAGCAGCCGCACUGUCGCUGCUGCUGCUGGCCGACCAAGCAAUCGCGGGGUGGUACACGUGGAUUGGCGGCGUCUACUGCUACUGUAUGCAUUACAAAAUUAUCCAUCGUACUAGUUGUAUAAAUUGCAUUACAAAUUUGCUCAGCAUGAGAGCUGGCAUCUGUCAUGCUGUUUUACCUUAAGGACAAGAUUUGUCAUACAUGAUUGCAAUUAAUGAUAAUAGUACGAGUGCGAUACGUUUGCAAUGCAUAUACUGCUACCGGGAUAGGUUCCUCAACACGCACUGCCAUCCGGUUGACGAGAAUCCAAACUAUGGGUUGCGGUUGCUCUGGCUCUGGAUCCUGCUCAUCCUGUUGAUCAUCAUCUUCGCCAUUGCUAUUCCCGUCUGGUGCUGCUACAGAGGCCCGGUCUAUGAGGAAGAGGUAGAAAUUUGUGUUGCGUGAUGUAUACAACAAGAACUUCAAGUAGUUGUAGAUGUCAACAUCAUGAUCAUUCUUGCAUUGGUUCUACAUGUUGACAAAAAAUGAGAAUGAAAUAGAUCAUGAAACAAAUACAAAAAACAGAUCGUCUACGCGGAGCCAGCGCAGCCGGUGGCAUACCAGCAGCAGCCGCAGUACGUAGUCUACGCCGGGGAGCAAAGCGACGAUGACGACUUUGUGUAA
Molecule: messenger RNA, 1406 nt
Organism: Amoebophrya sp. A120
Lineage: Eukaryota; Dinophyceae; Syndiniales; Amoebophryaceae
Source: the annotation of a GenBank genome assembly